This is a messenger RNA of Bursaphelenchus okinawaensis, 1174 nucleotides long. The record is from the annotation of a GenBank genome assembly. Lineage: Eukaryota; Metazoa; Nematoda; Chromadorea; Rhabditida; Aphelenchoididae.
AUGUUUUCGCAAUCACUAAAAUGGUUCUCGGGUCGUCAAAUUGGAUUAAGACUGGCGUCUACCUCUUUCUUCAAACCGAAACGCUUCUACAAAGAAGUUCACGUUAACUCCAACACGAACGGCGCCUUCGAGAUCUAUUUAGACCAGAGGAAACUCAAGACACCACAGAAAAAGACACUUGAGGUACGUAGUCGAUAAGAUCGUGUUAUCGAUGGCUUUUUGAUAGAAAUAAGUUUUGAAAACAAAACAUCUUUCUUUAAGCUGUACUCUGAACCCUUGGCACUGGCAAUAGCUCACGAAUGGGAUUCUCAAAAAGAAGAAAUCAUGAUUCCCUCGAUGAGGUUGACCGGUCUGGCGUUUACCGCUGAAGAUAAUCCAACGCACGAGACAAAGUAGGUAAUCAUUAACUGUGUAAGACAAUAUUAUGGCCAACAGACGCUUUUUUACUGUGAUUCGAAAAGUAGUAAAAAAAUUUGAGACAUUUUCUUAAUUGUGUACCAUUUUAGUGAGACAUUAGUGCAGAAGAUGAUGGAGUACCUUGAAAACGAUACAAUCUUGUACUUGGACACGAAUCCAGUCGAAUUGGCCCAACUUGAAAAGGAACAAUGGCUGCCAAUUGUGGAUUGGGCCAACAAACACUUCGAAACUAAAAUAGAACCUAGUUAUGCCAUCACCGAAUUAGCUGCUAUUCCAGAUGAAUCUCGGACUCGGUUCAGGAGGCAUCUGGAAGCCAUGAACUUCCACAGUUUAACUGGCUUUGCUUAUGGAGUUAGUUCUAUUAAGAGUUUAAUCUUAGUAUUGGCUUGUCUUCAGAACAGACUGACUUGUCAGGAAGCUGCUGAGCUGGCUAAUCUUGAGUUGGACUAUCAAACUAAGGUUUACAGUAAGGUGAGGUACAUUGAAUUGCUUAAAAUGUCAAAAUAAUAUUCGAAAAGUUGUAUACCGCGUUUGAAAAAGCUAUUCCUUAAAGAACACUUUCAAAACAGGGUUCAAAAUUCGCAUUACGGUAACUUUUUUACUAUUUCAAAAUAAGUUAUUCUAGGUGGAAGGACAUCAUGAUGUACAUGCACUCGAGUUGGUCAACCGUCUGUCGGCCGCUGUAAUUUAUUCUCAAUUUAACUCAAAUCUUCAUCGUGUAACCAAAGAAAAGGUCCCGUUAUGUGGUUCAGCAUAA